AACUAAAAGGUGAAGAAGAAGAAAAAGAGCUCACCGGAUGUUGAUAGAUAGAAAAGCUCACAUGUUAACAAGUAUCCCGCGGAUAGUGUUUGCGUUGUUAAAUUAAACUAGACAUUCCAAAGAUGUCGGCGUCGUUGAUCAGGAGAGGACUGGAGCUGCUGAGCAAUGACAUUAAAGGUGACAAUAAGCUGAAGAAGAAGAAGCAGUCCACACCCAGUGCUGCCACAGUGAGGGGGCUGGUGAGCACCAAGCGACAGGGCGUGACCCGGCAGGUCAAGCGGCUGCAGGGCCGCCUUUGUCCCGCCAAGAGCAAAGCUACGGUCAAAGACAAGAGGAUCAAGUGUGCUGUGGACGAGUUCCGGAAAAAGCAGCAGAAAAGUCCGAUUUCGGACAACCUCAAAUACCUUAUGAGAACCAGCUUCAAGGCAGACAGAUCUGACACGUCAAAGAUCCAGAGCUACAAUGCAGGAAGGCAGUCCAGGAAUCGCCCUGACAAGCCUACUCAGGAGCCCAAAGAGAUGUCAGUGUUCACAGAGAAGGAGUUCCAGCAGUUCCAGAAGGAAUAUUUUGGCACAACCGUGGCUGCCAAGAAAAAGAGUUCAUCCAAACAAUAAACUCUCAGAGAAGACGCCAAGCUGCAUUACUGGACCUGAGAGUAGCAAUGCUUGCUAACUUGCUAAAGAUCAAGCUGAAUGUGUCUCUACGGACUUUGAUUAUUAUUUUUUAUGUGCAUUCUGCAAGAAGACCUUAUGCUUGAAUUCUAGUAAACGAAUGCUCCAUA
Messenger RNA from Dunckerocampus dactyliophorus (ringed pipefish), 781 nucleotides. It is a transcript of the gene rps19bp1, whose product is annotated as ribosomal protein S19 binding protein 1. Gene Ontology annotation, molecular function: enzyme binding. Bases 123 to 614 code for a protein of 163 amino acids. Gene Ontology annotation, cellular component: nucleolus. The transcript has 4 exons. The record is from RefSeq and is a predicted model, not a curated record. NCBI's taxonomy places the organism in Eukaryota, Metazoa, Chordata, Actinopteri, Syngnathiformes, Syngnathidae.